UGGAGAUUCGAAUUCGCGGCGGCUCCUCACUCGCGGCGCUGGCGGGGCCGGGGCCGGCGUGUCCUCUCGCCAUGGACAGCCCGGAAAACGUCCUGCAAAUGUUUGAAGCCCACAUGCAGAGCUACAAGGGCAAUGACCCACUUAGUGUAUGGCAAAGUUAUAUGCAAUGGAUAGAAGAGAAUUUUCCUGAGAACAAAGAAUACUUUACAACUCUAUUAGAACGUUUAAUGAAGGAAUUUUUAGAUAACAAGAGAUACCAUAAUGAUCCAAGAUUCAUCAAUUAUUGUUUAAAGUUUGCUGAGUGCAACACUGACCCUCAUCAGUUUUUUGAGUUUCUGUACAACCAUGGCAUUGGGAAGCUGUCCUCUCCUCUGUACAUAGCCUGGGCUGAGCAUCUGGAGGGCCAAGGACACCUGCAACAUGCCAGCGCCGUCUUCCGGAGAGGAAUUCAAAACCAGGCAGAACCUAAAGAGCUGCUGCAGCAACAGUACAGGUUAUUUCAGACACGUGUUACCAAAACCCAUUUGCCAGCUCAAGCUAGAACCUCAGAACCUCUGCAUAAUGCUCAGAUUUUAAACCAAAUGAUGACAUCAAAAUCAAAUCCAGCCUGUGUUUCUAAGAAUCAGGGUUCAGAAGUUUCUAAAGUAACAUCUUCAGCUUGUGAUAAAGAGUCGAAUAUGGAACAAAGGGUGGUCGUGAUUUCUAAAUCAGAAUACUCUGGACAUCCCUCUCUGACAGCCAAAACUGACAUUCAGCAGGUUGUUAUGUACUGCAAGGAGAAGCUCAUUUGUGGAGAGUCAGAAUUCUCCUUUGAAGAGCUGAGAGCCCACAAGUACAAUCAACGGAGAAAGCAUGAGCAGUGGGUAAAUGAAGACAGACAUUACAUGAAAAUGAAAGAAGCAAAUGCUUUUGAAGAACAACUACUGAAAGAGAAAAUGGAUGAACUUCAUAAGAAGUUGCAUCAAGUGGUAGAGACAUCCCAGGAGCACCUUCCUGCUUUUCAGGAAAGUCCUGAGGUUAAUCCAGCAUGCGUGGGGCCAAGUGUCGACUCCCAGCAGGAACUGAGCACUCCAUCUCUGCCAACCAUAACUCAGCAAACCUCAGAGGACAUGGGAGAGAAACCCAGACAGGCACCUGCUGCUGUUCCUCCUGAAGCCAAUUCGGUCACUGUGGCUUUGGUGUCCCCAGCCAUCAGCCAGAGUGCAGCUCCUCCUGCUCCUUUGGCAGGCCAGCCAGGGACAGACUCCAUGUUUUCAGUGGCCGGAAAUGAUGCCAGAUGUGUGACUAGAACUACUCAGGAAUUCAAGCCACAGAGCAGAGCAGAGAUGAAAGAAGGGUGUGAAACACAUAAGGUUGUUAACACAAGUUCUUUUCAUACAACUCCAAACACAUCCCUGGGAAUGGUUCAGGCAACACCAUCCAAAGUGCAGCCAUCACCCACCGUGCACACAAAAGAAGCAUUAGGGUUCAUCAUGAAUAUGUUCCAGGCUCCUACACUUCCUGAUGUUUCUGAUGACAAAGAUGAAUGGCCAUCUCUAGAUCAAAAUGAAGAUGCAUUUGAAGCUCAGUUUCAAAAAAAGGCAAGAUCUUCUGGAACUUGGGGAGUCAAUAAGAUUAUCUCUUCUUUGUCAUCUGCUUUUUCCGUGUUUGAAGAUGGAAACAAAGAAAAUUAUGGAUUACCACAACCUAUAAACAAACCCACAGGAGCCAGGGCUUUUGGAGAACGCUCUAUAAGCAGAGUUUCUCCAAGACCAAAGGAAAUACCUCAUGCUGAAGAGUUUUGGGAUGACUCGACAGUAUGGGGCGUCCGCUGCACCAAGACGCUGGCACCCAGUCCUAAGAGCCCAGGAGACUUUACAUCUGCUGCACAGCUUGCAUCUACUCCUUUCCACAAACUUCCGGUGGACUCAGCACACGCUCUGGAAGAUAAAGAAAAUAUGAUAGCAGCACAGUGCACCCAUGUGACUUUGGAUUCAUGUGAAGAAAACGUGGUGCAACCCUCAAAAGACAGAAAGUUCAGUCCAAUUCAAGAGAAAAGCCCAGAAGCAGCAUUCCCCAUCAGUGCAUCUUCAGCAUCCUUACUGCAUCCGAGCCAGCCAGCUGCAGGUGGCAUGCUGACCAGCGAGGCAGAGCAGAACCUGAAAGCUUGUACACUCACAGAUACUAACCUUCCUGUUGUGCGGGAGCCAUCGGACACCAGUGCUGGACUCCAGGCAGAAUGGGUGCAGCCUCGGUCACUUGGGAGUGUCGAUACUGCAAGCUUCACUGUUGAGAAUCCAUGGGAUGAUCGAUUGAUUUUCAAACUUCUGUCCGGGCUUUCUCAACCAGUGCACUCCAGUCCAAAUGCUUUCGAGUGGCAGUGUAAACUUCCUGCCAUCAAGCCCAAGACUGAGUUUCAGCUGGGUUCUUUGCUGGUCUAUAUUGAUCACCUUCUUGGAGAAGGCGCUUUUGCCCAAGUUUAUGAAGUUACCCAUGGAGAUGUGAAGGAUACCAAAAGUAAACAGAAAUUUGUUUUGAAGGUCCAGAAGCCCGCCAAUGCCUGGGAAUUCUACAUUGGGACCCAGCUAAUGGAGAGACUAUCACCCAGUGAGCGACACAUGUUUAUCAAGUUCUAUUCUGCCCACUUCUUCCAGGAUGGCAGCGUAUUAGUGGGAGAUCUCUACAGCUAUGGAACAUUACUGAAUGCUAUCAAUCUCUAUAAAAACACCCCUGAGAAAGUGAUGCCUCAAGCUCUAGUGCUUUCCUUUGCUAUAAGAAUGCUGCACAUGAUUGAACAAGUCCACAGCUGCGAGAUCAUCCAUGGAGACAUUAAGCCAGACAACUUCAUACUUGGAAGCAGAUUUUUGGAACAGGACAGAGAAGAUGAUAAUUUAUCUGAUGGCUUGGCACUUAUUGACCUGGGUCAGAGUAUAGAUAUGAAACUUUUUCCAAAAGGAACUACAUUUACAGCAAAGUGUGAAACGUCCGGUUUUCAAUGUACUGAGAUGCUCAGUAACAAACCGUGGAACUACCAGAUUGAUUACUUUGGAGUUGCUGCAACCGUGUACUGCAUGCUUUUUGGCUCUUACAUGAAAUUGAAAAAUGAAGGAGGAGUCUGGAAGCCUGAAGGUCUUUUUAGAAGGCUUCCGCAUUUGGAUAUGUGGAAUGAAUUUUUCCACAUCAUGUUGAAUAUACCAGAUUGUCAUCAUCUUCCGUCUUUGGAUUUGUUAAGGCAGAAGCUAAAGAAGAUAUUUCAACAACACUAUACAAACAAGAUUAAGACCCUCCGUAACAGGCUAAUUGUACUGCUCUUAGAACAUAAACGUUCUCGAAAAUAAGACACAAGCACUCCUGAAAAAUCACGUUGUAAAUGCUGGCCUGCUCACUUUGAGCCUUCAUGUUUAUUGUUUGUGUAAAUGUUUCUUUCUUUUUGUAAAUGUUUCUUUUUUAAAAGUCUAUAAAAUAUAUUCAUGUGAGCGCUUGGUUAUUGUCAAUAAUUUAACAAAAUACACAGCUUACUAAGAUCCCUGUGUAGUAUGGCUGCUCUUUGGACAUAAACAUUCAUGAGAAGAAUUGGUGUGUGGACAGUCUCUAAAAUCAGUUUUUAAAUACUUACCUGUUCAAUCUAAGCCAAAAAAGGGCCAAAAGAACCUUUUUCCAAAUUUGAGGGUUUGUGUUUAUGUAAAAUAAGCAAAAAUUCUCUAAACAUAGCCCAGGGACUCAAGUUGUUAUGAAUAGUUACCCUGUCUUAUUGCCUGUUCUUCAUUGCCAUCUAUGGGAAAUACUAAAGUGAUAAAUCUUAGGCCUCUUCAUUAUUUAAAAAUACCAUUCAAAGGAAAAUCUCACAUCUUAAAAAUAGCCUUGUAAGCUGUAUAAAACCUUAAGGUCACCCUAAAAUAGUAGCCAACUUAUCAUUUAUUAAUUUUAAAGCUGGAAGGGUCCUACAACCAGAACUGAACUUCCUCCUUCAUUAGCAUAAUGAAGGAAAGCCAACCUGAGGCAGCACCAAUUCAGAAUCCAGACAACUGCUUCCUCCUACACUGACUCCCUCUCCUUUUCCCUGUUCCAAAGGCCACUACCACCCGCUUUUUGUUGUUGUUUUGUUUUUUUUGUUAAUCCUCAACUG
Messenger RNA from Myotis brandtii (Brandt's bat), 4105 nucleotides. RefSeq names its product BUB1 mitotic checkpoint serine/threonine kinase (gene BUB1). NCBI's taxonomy places the organism in Eukaryota, Metazoa, Chordata, Mammalia, Chiroptera, Vespertilionidae. Gene Ontology annotation, biological process: protein phosphorylation; mitotic spindle assembly checkpoint signaling; meiotic sister chromatid cohesion, centromeric. Gene Ontology annotation, molecular function: protein kinase activity; ATP binding. The coding region runs from base 72 to 3317 and encodes 1081 amino acids. The record is from RefSeq and is a predicted model, not a curated record. The transcript is spliced from 25 exons.